Carica papaya (papaya) is the source of this 2023-nucleotide messenger RNA. It is a transcript of the gene GUT1, whose product is annotated as Exostosin family protein. NCBI's taxonomy places the organism in Eukaryota, Viridiplantae, Streptophyta, Magnoliopsida, Brassicales, Caricaceae. Gene Ontology annotation, biological process: plant-type secondary cell wall biogenesis; glucuronoxylan biosynthetic process. The record is from RefSeq and is a predicted model, not a curated record. Gene Ontology annotation, molecular function: 1,4-beta-D-xylan synthase activity; glucuronoxylan glucuronosyltransferase activity.
AGCGAGGGAAGAGAAGGGGUUAUGAUCCAACUAAAAAGCUCUUUGCUGUCUGUCUCUCUGUCAAACCUAUGAAUGAAAUAUACAACCAUUUUUUUUUUUUUUUUUUUAAUCCAAGGAAUCUUCUUCAUCUGGUUUCUUCUUCUUCAACCAAAUUUUGCUCAGCUUUCUCUUUCGACAUCUCUUCCUCUUUCUCUUUCAAUUCAUACUUGUUUUUGGUAGAGAAACUCUUUCACUUCUUCAAUACUUAAACAUAAGGUCAUUUCCUCUUGGACAGCCCAACUGUGUUCUUCUCUCCUUCUUCCUCUAUUUCUGAGAUUUUACUCCCUCUCACCUUAACUCUGGGUUCUUAUUCUUAAAUUCUCUUCUUUCUCUUUGUAAGAUUUGAUAUGUUUCUUCUGUUGAAGUACGAAGCUGCUGACGGAAUGAAGAUUUGCAAGUUGCUUUUUCUUGGGAUUGUGUUUAGUGCACUCGUCUUGAGGAUUGACGCCAUGCGGCUGGGCCGGAGUCAACCCACUGAGCGAAUUUCAGGCAGUGCUGGUGAUGUCCUAGAAGAUGAUCCUGUUGGGAGGUUGAAAGUUUUUGUUUACGAGCUUCCAAGCAAAUACAACAAGAAGGUUUUACAAAAAGACCCAAGAUGUCUGACCCACAUGUUUGCUGCUGAGAUCUUUAUGCAUCGAUUUCUUUUAUCCAGCCCAGUUCGAACUCUAAACCCUGAGGAAGCUGAUUGGUUCUACACACCUGUGUAUACAACCUGUGAUCUGACUCCUAAUGGUCUUCCUUUGCCCUUUAAAUCACCAAGAAUGAUGAGAAGUGCAAUACAGCUUAUUUCUUCAAACUGGCCUUUCUGGAAUCGAACAGAAGGAGCUGAUCACUUUUUUCUGGUUCCGCAUGACUUUGGAGCAUGCUUCCAUUAUCAAGAAGAAAAAGCUAUUGAGAGAGGAAUUCUUACCCUGCUCCAACGUGCUACAUUGGUUCAAACUUUUGGACAACGGAAUCAUGUUUGCUUGAAAGAGGGCUCAAUCACAAUUCCUCCUUAUGCCCCCCCACAAAAAAUGCAAACUCAUUUGAUUCCUGAAAAAACUCCAAGGUCUAUCUUUGUUUAUUUCAGGGGAUUGUUUUAUGAUGUGGGGAAUGACCCUGAAGGCGGGUACUACGCAAGAGGUGCGCGUGCAGCAGUGUGGGAGAACUUUAAGGAUAAUCCACUUUUUGACAUUUCCACUGAGCACCCAACCACUUACUAUGAGGACAUGCAGCGGGCUGUCUUCUGCUUGUGUCCACUUGGCUGGGCUCCCUGGAGUCCAAGAUUGGUUGAAGCUGUGAUAUUUGGGUGCAUCCCAGUUAUCAUUGCCGAUGACAUUGUACUGCCAUUUGCCGAUGCAAUCCCAUGGGAAGAAAUUGGAGUAUUUGUGGAUGAGAAGGACGUUCCCAACCUGGACACCAUACUGACAUCAAUCCCGCCAGAAGUAAUAUUGAGGAAACAAAGAUUGCUUGCGAACCCCUCAAUGAAGCAGGCAAUGUUAUUCCCCCAACCUGCUCAGCCAGGAGAUGCUUUUCAUCAGGUUCUAAAUGGACUUGCACGUAAAUUGCCGCAUGACAAGAGUAUCUAUUUGAAGCCAGGUGAGAGGAUCUUAAAUUGGACAGCAGGCCCGGUUGGUGACUUGAAACCAUGGUAACAACCAUUAUUCCUUUAAAAGAGUUUUCUGAUAUUCCUGCCUUCAGACCUUGUGAGGGGGGUCUGUUGAGGGUUACCAUAGAAAAUGUAAAUCAUGAUUUUUGCCAACAUGUAUUAGACCAUAUAUACAGAGCGUCUAGGGGUGGCUGUUUCUUGUAUGUUAUAGCUCAGGUUGUGUUAAGAAUCUGUGUUGGAUGUAUUCAUCGGGGAUGGUUCAUUAGUUAUUGCUGGGUAGGGUGUCAAAGGAAAUUUCAUAAUCUGUUUCCCUUGUAGUAGAGAAAUGGAAAGGAGCAGUUGGAUCUGAUGUUGUUGUUGAGCAAUUCAAUGAAGAGGUUGUGGUUGACUUUUUAA